UGCAUUGAGAACGCCCUUCGUUGGGAACACUUCAUUUACGGACAUUGCAGAGCUUCAGUCAUACGCGCAAUGAUGAACUUUACCUUGAUGACAGCUUUCAUCCUCUGCAGCCUCAGCUGGAUCUCUGUCUCAGUUUCUGAGUCUCAGACUGUGGAGGUCCAGUCUGGUGAGGAAGUCACUCUGCUGUGCUCCAACAGUUCCAGAGACCCAACUACAACAGAGUGGUUCAGACUGAUCAACAGAACCAAGCCCAGCUGUAUCUCCUCCAUGUUCCAGUCUGAUGGCGAAGCUUCAUUCUGUCAUGGAUUUAAAAAUGGAAGAUUUGAAAUGAGCGCCAACAUUUCUACUGUCUUUCUUAAAAUCAAACAAGUUGAUUUCUCUGACACUGGACUGUAUUUCUGUGGAAUUUACACAGGCAAACAUACAGUCAUUGCCAGUGCAACACAUUUAAGUGUUAAUGAGGAGCCUGAUGGAAUUACAAACCUAAUGAGUGUGAUCCUGGCUGGUCUGGCUGUUUUCCUCACUAUAGUCGUCAUUGUUCUGGCUGUUAAAAUCAGGAAACUUACAGCUGUGAAUGAAGAACCGCAUCCAGAAGGAAACAAGAAUCUGGACUCAGAUGACCUGAACUACACAGCUCUAAGCUUCCAGCCAAAAGCAAAAAUAAACCGCAGGCCUGCAUCUGAGAGAGAAGUGGAGACAAAUGUUGUGUAUGCUGCCACCAGAUAG
Messenger RNA from Micropterus dolomieu (smallmouth bass), 726 nucleotides. RefSeq lists its product as uncharacterized. Gene Ontology annotation, biological process: response to bacterium. The record is from RefSeq and is a predicted model, not a curated record. NCBI's taxonomy places the organism in Eukaryota, Metazoa, Chordata, Actinopteri, Centrarchiformes, Centrarchidae. The transcript is spliced from 5 exons. The coding region runs from base 70 to 726 and encodes 218 amino acids.